Closterium sp. NIES-67 is the source of this 2641-nucleotide messenger RNA. The record is from the annotation of a GenBank genome assembly. Lineage: Eukaryota; Viridiplantae; Streptophyta; Zygnematophyceae; Desmidiales; Closteriaceae.
UGGGCUCCCCAUGGUGUCCAAACGAUCCUUCGUCCACAUCCCCCCUGCAUUCCUCUCACACGGCGCCGGGCCUUUCUCCCUGCCGCCCUGCCCGCGAAACCUCGAGCCGUCGUGCCGCACGGGAGCAGCGUCGCAAGUGUAGGCCCGAGCGAGCACCACUUGUAAACCGGGGUGCGCGAGUCGGCGUGCCCGCGUGCCUCAUCCAGCCUUCUCGGGAGUGUCAGUGGAUGGGGCGGAGAACAGGCCGCGCGGAUCAUCGUCAUGGAAGACGCCACGCGGGUCGCACGGAUGCGGUGCCUCGACUAGUCAUUGUCGAGCGCGGUUCCGUUCCCGCUUCCCGUUCCCCGCUCCGCAGCUCCUCCAUCCCCACGCAUCGGCAAUCGCGUGCCGCGCUGCCCUUGCCCUUGCUGUAGCAUCCUCCCGAGUUCCCCACCCCACCCGCGCGCUGCCCCCAAUGACCGCCGUCGCGUUGGCGCGCAGAGCGUCGUCCCGCGUGCGAUCGCCGCUCGCCGCCCUCCGCCCCCCUCACGGCCUCAGCGCCGCGUCGAGCUGCCGCACCGCGUGGACUCGAAAUCUGCGCGGCGAUGCGGACGCGGCUGGCCGCGCGGGGAUGGGCGCGGAGGGGUGGGGAGGUGGCGGCGGGGAGGGGGCGGGGAAGGAGGACAGUGGGGCGGGUAGCGGGGGGAGGUUCGAGGAGGGGGACGGGAAGGGGGACGAUGGAAGCGGGGUGGGGGAGAGGGAAUGGGGAGCGCGCGGAAACAGCUGGCGAGAAGCGAUUGUAAGAUGGGGGCCCGUGGCGGUUGGUGCGCUGUGGCCCGCUGCUCGUGCAGAGACGGAGCGACGAGGUGCGGGUGCGGGGCCGUGCGUGCAGACGACAGGGAAGCACGUGCGGGAGAAGAUGAUGGGAUGGCGAAGGCAUGUUGUGACCGCGGCACGCGGGGGCGGCAGCAUGGCGGCAGCAGGAGUGGCGAGGGGCAACGAGGGGGGGGCGAGAGGUGGGGGAAUGCGCACAGGGGGCGGGAGGAGGGAAGAAGAGCCGAAGCCGUUUGAGGACGAAGACGAGUGGGGGACGGAGGGCGAGGAGGGGGAGGAGGGGGAGGAGGAUUGGGGGGAGGCGUAUUGGCGGGCUCAGCUGGAGCAGGCAGAGGGAGCAGAAAGGGGCGGAGGGAAGGGGAAGGGGGAGCAGCAGAGACGGAGGAAGGCAGGGGAGGGGAGGGAGGGGGAGACGGAGGAGUGGUGGCCGGGGCAGCGACAGCAGCAGAGGGGGGCGAGGGGGCGGGAGGAGGGGGCGGGGGGCGAGGAGGAGCUGGUGGAGGCGGUGGGCAUGGAGGUGGCGCACGAGCGCGCCAUGUACCGCCCGCCCAAGCCCAUCCUGGUGGGCCCGCCCCCCCCCUGGCAGGUGGCGGAGAGGGAGGGCGUGGCGGACCUGUGGCUCUCACGCCGCUUCCAGGGCGAGCACGUUCGCCUCAUGCUGCUGCUGCAGGGCCACGAGGGGGGGCUCGUGGAGGGGGGGGAGGGGGAGGGGGAGGGGGAGGGGGAGGGAGAGGGGGAGGGGGAGGAGAGAGGAGAGGCAAAGCGAAGGGCAAAAUGGGUUGAAGCAGCAGGGAAGGAGGGCUGGGUUGGUGAGGAUGGUGGCAGUGACAUGGGGGCCAGCAGUGCCACGUCAGCACAUGAGAGUGACACGUGCAUCCCCGCGCUGAUCAUCAUCAGCAAGCCCCUGCGCACCGCACAGCCAGACGCCGCAGUAGUGAGGAGUGCGGCGCCGGGUAGUGAGACGGCAGCAUGGCGCAUGGCGAUGGGCGUGGCUGGCAUGAGAGCACGGGGGGGCAUGGGGGGGAGCAUGGCAGGCAUGGGCAGGCCUGUGGGGCGGAUGAGGGGCGAGGGCGAGUGGCAGGAAGGGCAGGGUGGGAGGGCAGCAGCAGCAGUACAGGGUGGGCAGCAGGAAGCAGCAGCGGUGGAGGAAGGGGCAGCAGGGGGCGGCGAGGAGGAGGAGGAGGAAGCGCGCUUGCGAGUGCACUGCACCAUUGCCGGGGACACAUGGCUCGUCAACCACGUGGCUGUGGACGACCCAGCAGUGCACGAGGCAUCGCCCAGAAUACCCUUCGACUACACUCUUUAUGAUGCCCUGCCGCCCGCCAUCCAGUCCGCCAUGGAGUCCUUCCUGCGGCGGCGCGGGGUGGAUGGCCAGCUGGCGCGCUACGUGCGGCAGCUGCUGCUGCACCGCGAGGUCACCCAGGCCACGGCAUGGCUCUCCUCCCUGCACGCUUUCCUUGCCGGGUGCGCUGCCAGCACGAGACAGGCAGGCCGGGGGAAGCGAGGUGGGACGGGGGGACGACCGCCCGCUGGGACAGGUGCUGCCUCCACGCGGAGAGUGUCCAAUGCCGCUCGCUGGCGGUGACCCUUCCUUUGCUGCUGCCUGCUGCCCUUGGCAGGGACCUUUGGGCUCCAUUUAUGGGCUCACCUGGGUGUGUUGCAAGGGAUUUUAUCUGGAAGGGAUUUUAUCUGAUGGAGAGCAAGGGCAUCGCAAGUGUUGUUACAACUUCUUUCAUGCUUCGUGCAUGCUCUCCUGCUUUGCUGCUGGUAGCAGCGUGCUAGCACAUAUUCCAACAGUUUAAGAGCUCAAUCAAAACACUCGUACUCC